This is a messenger RNA of Brassica rapa (field mustard), 813 nucleotides long. RefSeq names its product glycine cleavage system H protein 3, mitochondrial. The record is from RefSeq and is a predicted model, not a curated record. NCBI's taxonomy places the organism in Eukaryota, Viridiplantae, Streptophyta, Magnoliopsida, Brassicales, Brassicaceae. Gene Ontology annotation, biological process: glycine decarboxylation via glycine cleavage system; protein lipoylation. Gene Ontology annotation, cellular component: glycine cleavage complex; cytoplasm; mitochondrion.
CUUCAAUUUAUGCCUUACAUGUCAUUGAUAGAACACAACAAGAAAAACAGAAAGAAUAUCUUUAAAAUCUCCUAUUUGUUUGGAGAAGACAAAACACAGAGCAAGAAAGAAGCAAAGAAACAAAAAACAAAAAUGGCACUGAGAAUGUGGGCUUCUUCUACAGCAAGCGCUCUCAAGCUUUCUUCUUCUGUCUCCAAGUCUCAGCUCACUCCUGCUUUCUCCAUCUCUAGAUGCUUCUCUUCAGUGCUGGAGGGAUUGAAGUAUGCAAAUUCACAUGAGUGGGUUAAACAUGAAGGCUCUGUUGCCACUAUUGGUAUUACUGACCAUGCUCAGGACCAUUUAGGAGAAGUGGUGUUUGUAGAACUGCCAGAGGAAAAUGGUUCAGUGAGCAAAGAGAAAAGCUUUGGAGCAGUGGAGAGUGUGAAAGCGACAAGUGAGAUCUUAUCUCCCAUCUCAGGUGAAGUCAUUGAGGUUAACAAGAAGCUCUCAGAAGCACCAGGCUUGAUUAACUCAAGCCCCUAUGAAGAUGGAUGGAUGAUCAAAGUGAAGCCUAGCAACCCCUCAGAGUUAGAAUCUUUGAUGGGUUCAAAGGAAUACACCAAGUUCUGCGAGGAGGAAGACGCUGCUCAUUAAUUAGGAGGGUUUAUCUCUACUUCUAUGUUCCAAAUUUCCUUAUAAAAAAAAUCAUUAAAAGUAUAUCAGUUCUCAUGCAUAUUUUCAUAACCAACACACCAAUGAAUGUAUGGUUCGUUGGUUUUUAAUAUCACAAACAUAUUUUAUACACCAUAGUCUAUGAUUCUUUUUGUUAACAUA